AGCGAGAGAGACCGUUCACCGUGACAAUUUUAGACCUUUUGCGACCACAAGCGUUCAUUUGCUGAAAAAAUUGCGCUAGAAUUUGCGAAAACGGUAAAUAAUCGUAAGCGAAAGGCCAAAAAAGGCAUUUUCGUAGCACCUUGAAGCGUAAACCGCAAAAGAGAAGACAGACGCGCGUGCGAAAAAGCAGUGGGAUCGCCGGAAGCUUAAGAGCAGGACUUGCAGGAUACAACGACCGGAAGUAGAAGACCAGAGAGUCAAGCAUGUCCGGCAUCGCAAUCACACGUUUGGGCGAGGAGCGUAAGGCGUGGAGAAAGGAUCACCCCUUCGGCUUUGUGGCCCGUCCCGCCAAGAAUCCUGAUGGCACCCUUAACUUGAUGAUCUGGGAGUGUGCCAUCCCCGGCAAAAAGUCUACACCCUGGGAGGGCGGCCUUUACAAGCUGCGCAUGAUCUUCAAGGACGACUACCCUACCUCGCCGCCCAAGUGCAAGUUUGAGCCACCACUGUUCCACCCGAACGUUUAUCCCUCGGGCACCGUCUGUCUGUCGCUGCUCGACGAGGAGAAGGACUGGCGCCCAGCCAUCACCAUCAAGCAGAUCCUGCUGGGCAUCCAGGACCUGCUCAACGAGCCAAACAUCAAAGACCCGGCCCAGGCGGAGGCCUACACCAUCUACUGCCAGAACCGUCUGGAGUACGAGAAGCGAGUCCGCGCCCAGGCCCGCGCCAUGGCCGCCACCGAGUAGUCGGCGUCCUGCGCCUGGCUCCCCAUAGACAUUAAUAAACAAACACAUCUAGGCGGGAAGCGUUUUCGAGAAUGCUCUCCACAUCUAUUUACUUGUACUAAGUCUACCUUUUGAUUCGAGGCCCUGCACACAACUAUACACUCUAUUGAAAUUGCUUAGCUUCCAGCUAUACCAUUAAAUUCAAGAUAUGAAAAAAGA
Molecule: messenger RNA, 941 nt
Organism: Drosophila ficusphila
Lineage: Eukaryota; Metazoa; Arthropoda; Insecta; Diptera; Drosophilidae
Gene: lwr
Product: SUMO-conjugating enzyme UBC9-B
Exons: 2
Coding region: 264-743 (159 amino acids)
Biological process (GO): protein sumoylation
Cellular component (GO): nucleus
Molecular function (GO): SUMO conjugating enzyme activity
Source: RefSeq, a predicted model, not a curated record